Messenger RNA from Microsporum canis CBS 113480, 1335 nucleotides. RefSeq names its product kinase. Gene Ontology annotation, biological process: protein phosphorylation; regulation of glucose metabolic process. The transcript is spliced from 4 exons. The record is from RefSeq and is a predicted model, not a curated record. Gene Ontology annotation, molecular function: pyruvate dehydrogenase (acetyl-transferring) kinase activity. NCBI's taxonomy places the organism in Eukaryota, Fungi, Ascomycota, Eurotiomycetes, Onygenales, Arthrodermataceae. The coding region runs from base 1 to 1335 and encodes 444 amino acids. Gene Ontology annotation, cellular component: mitochondrion.
AUGCUUCUAAGCCAGUCAAAUCGGUGCCGGCAGAGCAGUCGUCUGAGAUGCUGCCAGCGGGUCCGAUAUCUGUCUGUAGAGAGCCAGAGGCCUCCUCCGUGGCGGCCAGGAUCUGUUCUCGAUGAUCUUAUGGCGACAAGUUGGGUUGAGAGAGAUGUCCGGCCCAUCAGCCUGCGCCAGUUGACCUUCUUUGGCCGUACGCUCACCGAGAACAGGCUGAUCAGUUCUGCAAACUACGUCCGGACAGAGCUCCCCACCAGGAUUGCUCAUCGUCUACGCGAUAUGCAGAAGUUACCGUAUGUCGUUGUAACGAAUCCGCAUCUCUCCUACGUCUACGAGCUAUACUACAAGGCCUUUGAGCGCUUCCGGACAGUGCCCGAGAUCAAAACGAUAGAAGACAAUGAUAGAUACUGUGAUAUCCUACGUCAUGCUCUCAAAGAGCAUCUUACCGUCAUUCCCAACCUGGCUAUGGGGGUUUUGGAGUGCCAGGGCCUGGUCAAACCUGAAGUCAUGGACCGGUUUAUGAACACACUUUUGCGGGCGAGAAUCUCGCGACGAGUGAUAGCAGAGCAGCAUCUCGCCCUGACAGAAACAUUCAACUCGCCAUGGCACUUCCCCGAUUCAACUGAUCGGGACAUGAGUGCGGAUUUUGUAGGUGAGGUCUUUCUUAAAUGUAACGCAAAGGACGUCGUAGAGCGAUGCGGCAAGCUAGCUCGUCAUCUACUACGACAAACCCUCGGCCCGGACGCAAGAAUUCCACAAAUAUCCAUCCAGGGCCAUCUAGGUGCUACAUUUCCUUACAUACUCAGCCAUCUGGAGUAUAUCGUUGGAGAGCUAUUACGAAAUUCCAUGCAGGCAGUCAUUGAGAAAUACAAGGACUGCGAUGGCACCCCUCCUCCGAUAGAGGUGCUUAUUUGUGAAGCUCCACAGCAUGUCAUUAUCCGAGUCUCAGAUCAGGGCGGUGGCAUUCCUCGCGAUAUCCUCCCAUAUCUGUGGUCAUUCUGCAAGGGACCUCGUACAAAAACCCGCCUCCAAAACCUGGGUCAAAUUCAUGCCAUGGCUGCAACGAUGCAGGAACUAAACGUUUCGCAUCAGGGCUCGUCUAAGGUGUCCAGAGGAGUAAAGGAGAAUUCCCUCGACUCACUUAGUUCGCGUCCGCCUAAUCUGAGGCUUGGAAUGGGGCUACCGAUGAGCCGUGUCUAUGCAGAGUAUUGGGCGGGGACGCUGGAACUCCAUAGCCUCGAGGGCUACGGUGUCGAUGCGUUCCUGCAGAUUUCUAGACUUGGAAACCAGAACGAGCAAGUAUCCAAGAGAGCGGCCAUAGAUGCCGUAUAA